This is a messenger RNA of Olea europaea var. sylvestris, 1598 nucleotides long. Its product is annotated as pyruvate dehydrogenase E1 component subunit beta-1, mitochondrial-like. Lineage: Eukaryota; Viridiplantae; Streptophyta; Magnoliopsida; Lamiales; Oleaceae. Gene Ontology annotation, biological process: pyruvate decarboxylation to acetyl-CoA. The transcript has 16 exons. The record is from RefSeq and is a predicted model, not a curated record. The coding region runs from base 133 to 1248 and encodes 371 amino acids. Gene Ontology annotation, molecular function: pyruvate dehydrogenase (acetyl-transferring) activity.
AAUAAAAGGACAUUCUGACCGAAUUUUAAAACCAAUAAAAGCGUCUAUUAAUUAUUAUUAUUAUUGUUAUUAUUGCUAACUAUCUAGUCCCAUUCUCUCCCUCAACACAUACACACAAGCUAGGGAGUCAAUAUGCUGGGAGUUAUAUGGCAAAGAGUGGCCUGCAGAUGCGUUUCUACUUCGAAUUUGGAGCGAGGAAUGAAAGUAGUUGCACCCCGGGCUUUUUCUUCCACAGCAAAAGAGAUGACAGUACGAGAGGCUUUAAAUUCAGCACUUGAUGAAGAAAUGUCUGCUGACCCCAAAGUCUUUUUAAUGGGUGAAGAGGUUGGUGAGUAUCAGGGUGCAUACAAGAUUUCCAAAGGGCUUUUGGAGAAGUAUGGUCCUGACAGAGUUGUGGAUACUCCUAUUACUGAGGCUGGAUUUACUGGAAUUGGAGUUGGUGCAGCUUACUAUGGUCUCAGGCCUGUGAUUGAGUUCAUGACUUUUAACUUCUCUAUGCAGGCCAUUGACCACAUUAUUAAUUCUGCUGCAAAAUCAAAUUAUAUGUCAGCCGGUCAGAUAUCAGUGCCUAUUGUUUUCAGAGGUCCAAAUGGUGCUGCUGCUGGUGUUGGGGCUCAACAUUCCCAGUGCUAUGCAGCAUGGUAUGCUUCAUGCCCAGGAUUAAAGGUUCUUGCUCCAUAUUCAUCAGAGGAUGCUCGUGGCCUGAUGAAAGCUGCUAUAAGGGAUCCAGAUCCCGUUGUUUUCCUUGAAAAUGAAUUGCUAUAUGGUGAAUCAUUCCCUGUUUCUGCCGAAACUCUUGAUUCCAGUUUUUGUCUUCCAAUUGGGAAAGCUAAGAUAGAACGCGAGGGAAACGAUGUUACAAUCACUGCUUUCUCAAAAAUGGUUGGCUAUGCUCUUCAGGCUGCUGAGAUUCUUACGAAGGAAGGAAUUAGUGCUGAGGUGAUAAAUCUUCGCUCAAUUCGCCCCCUUGACAGGUCGACCAUAAAUGCUUCUGUCAGGAAAACCAAUAGGCUUGUUACUGUUGAAGAAGGUUUCCCUCAGCAUGGCAUUGGUGCAGAGAUCUGUGCAUCUGUUCUUGAAGAUAGCUUUGAGUACCUUGAUGCCCCUGUUGAGAGGAUUGCUGGGGCAGAUGUUCCCAUGCCCUAUGCUGCAAAUCUUGAGAGAAUUUCCGUCCCACAGGUUGAGGACAUUGUUCGAGCAGCAAAGAGAUCUUGCUACAAAUCAAGUUCAUUGGCCGCAACUGCUUAAAAGUUACAAUGAUCAAAAGUUGAAGAAGGAUUAAUAUGUAAGAAAACUGACGAAGCUGAGCGAAGCAAAUGAUGCAAAGCCAUUGUUGUUAUUUUAGUUUUGUCUGCAAAAUUUGUUACUUUUCAGGUUCUAAUUGCAUAUUCCACCACGUUCAUCAAGUUUGCAAUAUCAUCGUUUUUUUACCCAUAAUUCGGCUACAAUGUAUCGCGUCAUGCUCUUCAUAAUCAUCUCCGGCUUGAGACUCAUCAUGUUGAACUUUUGAAAUGUUAGCCGAUGAUUUCUUUCAUCCUUUUACUGGAGAAUAAUUUUACGAUCAAUAAUUUUUUUGUGCUGAUUGUCUCUUAACUGAA